Molecule: messenger RNA, 444 nt
Organism: Fusarium graminearum PH-1
Lineage: Eukaryota; Fungi; Ascomycota; Sordariomycetes; Hypocreales; Nectriaceae
Exons: 1
Coding region: 1-444 (147 amino acids)
Source: RefSeq, a predicted model, not a curated record
AUGCAGACGAGAGGCGUCACACUGUCCACGGAGAGUCGCUCGUUUAAUCUGGGGGCUGCUUCUCGGGCUACAGCCAAUCGUAAGGCUGGGAGGGAUCGAGAUUCUGACCAUUCGUUGAAUUCCCAUGCCACUCCAUGGACGAUUCCUACACCACUUCCCGAUUCACAAUUACCGAUCCCACACGUUUAUGGUUUGUACCGGAUUGACGCUGUUUGUGUGGAUGGCCUGAUGAACAAUGCCAUAUUGCACAUCUCGCCCAUCGAUGCAACGAUCUACCUCACGCCUACAUACCCUUCAUCCGACAGUCCUAUGCUAAAACCAAGUGGGUAUGGGCGAUCAACUACCUUUACCUCGUUUGUUGAAGAGAAGGCAGUAGUCUGCAAGGAACUUUGGAACGAGAAGGAGAGAGACUGGAUCCAAGGGUGCCUUCACUACUCAAGUUAG